CAACCAAAGAAACAGAAAAAAAAAAAAAAAACUUUACUCACAACACAAAGAAGAGAGAGAGAGAGAGAGAGAUCAGAGAUGGCGACGUCGGGAACAUAUGUGACGGAGGUUCCGUUGAAAGGAUCGGCGGAGAAACACUACAAGCGGUGGAGAAAUGAGAACCACCUCUUCCCCGACGCCAUCGGCCACCACAUCCAAGGUGUCACCGUCCACGACGGCGAAUGGGACUCUCAUGGAGCCAUCAAGAUUUGGAACUAUACAUGCGAUGGGAAACCGGAGGUGUUCAAGGAGAGGAGAGAGAUAGACGAUGAGAAUAUGGCGGUCACGUUCAGAGGUCUCGAAGGUCACGUUAUGGAGACUCUUAAGGUGUAUGACGUCAUAUUUCAGUUCAUUCAAAAGUCCCCUGAAGAUAUCGUCUGCAAGAUUACUAUGAUCUGGGAGAAGCGAACCGAUGACUCGCCUGAGCCCAUCAACUACAUGAAGUUCGUCAAGAGCAUGGCUGCUGACAUGGACAACCAUGUCCUCAAAGCUUAAAAUCCCCUCCUCGAUCCUAUCUAUCUAUCUUUAAGUUGAACUAUCAUCAUCACCGUCAUAUAUGUGUAUGUGUGUUUCUUUUUAUGACGUUCUCAAUCUAAUAAAGCAUGGGGGCUCUUGUAUAUGGUUACAUUAAUUUCUAUAACUCUACCUCUACGUUUGGGUUUUGACGUUUUGUAAUAUGCUUUGAUGUUUUAUGGUAAUUAAUUGCAAGGUUUCAUAUGUAUGUUAUGUUA
Molecule: messenger RNA, 770 nt
Organism: Eutrema salsugineum
Lineage: Eukaryota; Viridiplantae; Streptophyta; Magnoliopsida; Brassicales; Brassicaceae
Product: MLP-like protein 328
Exons: 2
Coding region: 79-534 (151 amino acids)
Biological process (GO): defense response
Source: RefSeq, a predicted model, not a curated record